This is a messenger RNA of Dipodomys ordii (Ord's kangaroo rat), 4639 nucleotides long. It is a transcript of the gene Rnf17, whose product is annotated as ring finger protein 17. The transcript is spliced from 35 exons. The record is from RefSeq and is a predicted model, not a curated record. Lineage: Eukaryota; Metazoa; Chordata; Mammalia; Rodentia; Heteromyidae.
AUGGAGAGUCUUCCCUCCACAGAGAAGGUCAGAGUUUGGCAAGGUGAGAUCAGUGGCAGAAUUCUUUGGGAAUUUGUCCUAAGAUCAUUACCCGCAAUUCAUAUUCACAAGCUGUGGAAAAGUUUAAUUGAUGAUAGAAUUUCAUCAACAGGUCGCCACCAUGAUCUUCAGUGUGGACAUGCUUUUUGUGAACUGUGCUUGUUAGUAACUGAAGAAUACAGCACAGUUAAAUGUCCUGAUUGUGAGGUUGCUACAACAGUAAAUACAAGACAAGGAUACUACCCAACAGACGGUAGUAAAGAAGAUUCUUCUAUGGACAAAGUACAACCCAAAAUGCUAAAGAAUUGCUCUCCAGACAUAAAGAAGGCCGAUAAUCAGCUAAAUAUUGGUGUAGAACAAUCAGCCUCCAUACAAAAGACUUUUUUGAACUCAGCCAUGAUAUCGGAAACUAAAACUACAGAAGAAAUUGAUGAAGCAUUGAAAAUUGCAGGCUGUAAUUUUGAGCAAUUAAAUAUUUCUAUAAAAGUACUUGAACAAACACAAAGCCAAACAAAGAAGGAGACCAAUCAUCUUAUCGAGGUUGUUGAGAAACAGUUUGAUAAGCUUUUUGCUUCUCUUGAUUCUAGGAAAAAGAUCUUGUGUGAAGAACUUGUAAGAACUACAGAUGAUUAUUUAUCAAAUUUAGUAUUGACUAAAAACUACCUUGAAGAGAAAAAAAAUGAUUUGGAUGCAGCUAUGAAAAUAGCAAGAGAAUUGAAAUCAGCACCUUCUCUGAGAACAUACUGUGACCUCACUCAGAUUAUUCGAACUCUGAAGUUAACGUUUGAGAGUGAAUUAUCACAAGUCAAUUCUCUUAAGCCAAGGAACCCUCCCAGGUUGAAUAUGAAUUGCAGUGAAAUUAUCUGCAUGUUCAGUAAUAUGGGAAAAAUUGAAUUUGAGGCCCCAACAAAAUAUUUUCACCAAGAAAAUGAAGUUUGAGAAUAGUCAAAAGAAAUUAAUAAAAAUGGACCUUGUGAUACCUACUCAUCACACUAGAAAGGGAAAAAAACUGACAUGUCUAUCCUUAGCAGGGAUGCCUCUACACUUCCUUUGCAAAUGGAGACCAGUGACAUAUAUCCAGAAGAGAAAAACAUUCCACCACAGGAAGAAAUGGUCACAGUGACAUCUCCCAAAACAGUUGCUGUGCUCCCUCUAAUAGGAUCUACCCCUGAUGUCAUAAUUGAAGAAAUCAUUGAAGAAAAUAUAGAAUCAUGCUUCACAGAUAAUUUUGUGGAGACUAAUAGCUAUUCAAAAGAGCCUCACUGGAAAGAGUCACCUAUUCCUGUUGGAUCCAAAGCAGGUUAUCCUGAGCUAGUUUUUGUAAGCCAUGUAAUAAAUCCUUGCCACUUCUACAUUCGGAAGUAUUCACAAAUAAAAGAUGCAACAGUAUUGGAAAAGAAAGUGAAUCAAAUCUGCACUACAAGUUUACACCUUGAUCCUUCUGAUAUCUUGGAGCUAGGUGCAAGAAUAUUUGUCAACAGUAUUGAAAAUGGAAUGUGGUGUCGAGGAACUAUCACUGAAUUAAUUCCAAUAAAAAGUAAAAAUACUAGAAAACCUUGUAGUCCAACCAAGUUCUCAGUUCACGAAGUUGCACUAAUACAAAUAUUCAUGGUAGAUUUUGGAAAUUCUGAAGUCCUAAUUGUCAGAGGAGUUGGUGAUACCUAUAUGAGACCAGAACAUGUUACUGCACAGCAUAUGACAGUAAAUGAUUUGUGUCUGGCUCUCAGGAAAUAUGAGCUGUACAAUGAAGAGCUGUUGAAAGACAUCCCACCCUUAGCACACGCAUGCUCCUUGAAAGAUAUUGUUCCACAGAAUUCAAUAGAGAACUUCGAUUUUUUGUUUCUAUUGAAGACAGUUGAGGAAUUCUAUAAAGGUGAAGAUGGGGAAAGUCUGGAAAUCCUUUGUCCAGUUCAAGAUCAAGCCUGUGUAGCUAAAUUUGAAGAUGGAGUUUGGUACCGAGCAAAAGUUACUGGACUGCCUGGACAUCGGGAAGUUGAAGUUAAAUAUGUAGACUUUGGAAAUACUGCAAAAAUAACCGUUAGAGAGAUGCGUAAAAUAAAGGAUGAGUUUCUGAAUACUCCAGAGAAGGCAAUUAAAUGUAAGCUGGCAUACAUUGAGCCAUGUAAAAGAACAGCACAGUGGUCCAAAAAAGCUAAAGAAAAAUUUGAAGAAAAGACUCAAGAUAAAUUUAUGACAUGCUCAGUUAUUAAAAUUCUAGAAGAUAAUGUGCUGUUAGUUGAGCUUUUUAAUUCUUGCUGUGCUCCUGGGAUGAUUCCUACUAGUAUUAAUGACCAACUUGUCAAAGAAGGGCUAGCAUCUUACGAAGCAGGUUAUACCCUCAAAGAUAACUCUAAAAAGCAUACUGAAGUAUGGGAUCCUUCUCCAGAAGAAAUUAUUUCAAAUGAAGUAAACAACUUAAAUCCUGUGCCUGUAAAAUCUCUACCUAAUGAAAAUUUCCAGUCAUUCUAUAAUAAGGAACUGCCCGUGCAUAUCUGUAAUGUAGUAUCUCCUGAGAAGAUUUAUGUUCAAUGGCUACUCACAGAAAACUUACUUAAUAGUUUAGAAGAAAAGAUGACAGCUACUUACAAAAACUCAGAAUGGGAACCUACUAAAUGGGAAAGUGAUAUGCAUUGUGCUGUUAAGGUCCCAGAUAAAAAUCAGUGGCGAAGAGGCCAGAUCAUCAGAAUGGUGACAGACACACUGGUGGAGGUCUUGCUGUAUGAUGUGGGGGUUGAACUAGUAGUGAAUAUUAACUGUUUAAGAGAACUUAAAGAAGAUCUCAAGACAAUGGGAAGAUUAUCUUUGGAGUGCUCUCUUGUUGAUAUAAGACCAACUGGUGGGAGUGACAAGUGGACAGCUACUGCUUGUGAUUGUCUUUCUUUGUACCUCACUGGAGCCAUAGCGACUAUAAUCUUACAGGAAAACCACACAACAUGGCCAUUACCUGUGAAAAUUUACUGUAGAGAUGAAAAAGGAGAUCGAGUUGAUGUUUCUAAAUACUUGAUUAAAAAGGGUUUGGCUUUAAGAGAGAGAAGAACUAACAAAUCAGAUCACAACCGUUCAUCUGAGAAGUCUCUAGAAACGCCUCUGGAACAAGGAGACUUCAUCAUUCCUGAGUGUAAUAAAUUUAACACUGACAAAAAAGCUGCUGAUACAAUCAAUGAACUAAAGAUAUCUGAAGUGAAAGAAAAAAUGCCAGAAACAAGAAUCACUGGAUGCUAUAAACCACCAGCUAUUCCUAACAUGGACGUAUUUGAGGCAAUAGUCACUUGCAUUGGUGAUGAUGGAACUAUAUUUGUGGUCCCUAAAUCAUCAGAAUUUGAACUAGUCAAAAUGAUGAAUGAAAUUCAGAGUAACUUAAAGUGCCUUGGCCUUUUGGAGCCUUACUGCUGGAAGAAAGGAGAGCCGUGUGCAGUCCGAGGAUCAGAUACUAUGUGGUACCGAGGCAGGGUGAUGGAAGUGCUCGGCGGCACUGUCAGGGUACAAUACUUAGAUCAUGGAUUCACUGAGAAGAUUCCACAGUGUCACCUCUAUCCUAUUUUGUUGUAUCCUGACACGCCCCAGUUUUGUAUUCCUUGUCGGCUCUUUUUGACUGUACCCGUUGGGAAUGUCUGGCAGCCUGAUGCAAUAGAGCUUCUUCAGGAACUACUUUCGAAGAGAGAGGUGGACAUCCAUGUUGUGGAAUUGCCUGAAAACCCAUGGAAGGAGUUGUCUGUUCAUCUCUAUUUUGGUGGAAUGUCACUUUCCCACUUCAUGGCACUCCAUAAAUACUGCACUUUUGAACAUUCUGAAGAGAUAUUUAAAGAAAAACCCACAGAAUACAAUACAAAGUAUGAGGAGGAAAAAUGGGAAAUAAAAUUUGAGGAACUGCUUUUGUCUGAGACAGAGACUUCUGUUUUAUCACCGUUCUUGUCUUCAUCACUGCCUCCCCCAGAAGAACUGUAUCCCGUGCAAGUGAAGCACGUCGUGUCGCCUAAUGAAGUCUAUAUUUGCCUCGAUUCUGCAGAAACUUAUAAUCAGUUAAGCCAUUGUAAUGACAGAGGACUCAAUGGGGAAUCGAAAUCAGAGAGCCUGGAAGAAGCACUGUGGAGGUUUAAUAAGAGUGUGGAGACCUUUGCUCCUCUGACAGAUUUUAGAACAGACAUGCCUUGCCUUGCAAAAUAUACAGAUGGUUUAUGGUAUAGAGCAAAGAUUGUUUCCAUUAAGGAAUUUAAUCCUUUAUCUGUCUUGGUGCAGUUUGUUGAUUAUGGAUCAACUGAAAAGUUGUCAGUAAACAGAAUGCGUCAGAUUCCUCAUCAUCUUAUGCAGUACCCAGCACGAGCCAUAAAGGUUCUCUUGGCAGGGUUUAAACCUCCUUUAAGGGACUCUGGGAAGACAAGAAUACCGUAUUGUCCCAAGUGGAGCAUGGAGGCACUGUGGGCUAUGAUAGACUGUCUUCAAGGAAAACGACUUUAUGCUUCCUCCAUGGCUCAAGCUCCAGAACCAACAGUGACAUUAUAUGAAGAUGAGCAGUACCCAGUUCAUCUGGCAUUAGUAGAAAUGGGGCUCGCAGACACAGAUGAUGCAUACAGCGCAGAGCACAUGUAGCAGCCCGGAAGAA